Molecule: messenger RNA, 5632 nt
Organism: Chlorocebus sabaeus (green monkey)
Lineage: Eukaryota; Metazoa; Chordata; Mammalia; Primates; Cercopithecidae
Gene: OR52K1
Product: olfactory receptor family 52 subfamily K member 1
Biological process (GO): G protein-coupled receptor signaling pathway
Cellular component (GO): plasma membrane
Molecular function (GO): G protein-coupled receptor activity; olfactory receptor activity
Source: RefSeq, a predicted model, not a curated record
UGCAGCAGUUUCUGCUUCCUCAGUCUUUUGGGAGAAGGGCAGAGGCUGGUGAGGAUUAAAGCCAGCUGCUCCCUUCCCAGCUUCCUCCUUCUAAGACUCCUUAGACUGAAAGAGGAAGGCAGCACUGGCGCUGCAUGAAGCUAAUGAAAAGGGCCCAGGAUUGAAAGUCAGACUGAGGACUGUGGACAGAGCUGCAACUCAGGGAAAUAGGAAACAAGUGACAUUGUGGGGGUGAGCAGGAAGGUGGGCGUGAGCAGGAAGGUGGGGGCACUCAAUUUCUUCCCACAGCCAGUCCUGAUCUUAGGCAUCAGCUCUCUAACCCUGUUAUUGCUUCUACUCUAGUCCUUCAACAGAGGGAACAGAAGUCUUGAUAGUCCCACCCAAGUGAUUGGUGCACAAACUCCAGAUGCUCUCCCCACCACAGAGGAUGCCUGCUUCCUUCCCAUGUCAAACACUGUGGGCCAUCUCCAAGAAGUCUUAGCUGAUUAUUCCAGUUUGGAUCUGUCACUUCUCACCUCCUGUCAUGGCUUUUCCUAACCCCUGCAAAUGCCCCCAUUCCAAUUAAAUGGCUUCUGCAUUAGUCAAGAGGAAGAAAAUGGGGCCUGAACUAGACAGAUGGCAGGGAAAGGUAUUCAUGGCAUCACCAAGAACACAGAAAACGCUACAUAUACUCCAUUCCUUUAUGAAAGUUGUCUUGGGAUAUCAAUUCUAUGGAUAUUUAAUAUUCUAUCUACUCAAUGAGAUUCAAAUUUCUUUGAGGGUAGAAAAUAUGGAUUAUGCUUCUCCAUGUCUAUGAAGGCUGCUAGGUUAUUUUAUUUGAAGUCUAGCAGUGGAAACAAGAGGUAAUCUUUGCAGGUGGAAUAUAAUAGGUUGAACUCUAAUCAUAUAUAUUAUAGAAAGUGUGUAUAGAAGGUGAAGAAGCCCUGUAAAAAUUGACAAGGAGAUUUUCUGGGAGCCAUGCUUCCCUCUAAUAUCACCUCAACACAUCCAGCUACCUUUUUGUUGGUAGGAAUUCCUGGUUUGGAACACCUGCAUGUCUGGAUCUCCAUCCCCUUCUGCUUUGCUUAUACUCUGGCCCUGCUGGGAAACUGUACCCUUCUCUUCAUUAUCCGGGCUGAUGCAGCCCUCCAUGAGCCCAUGUAUCUCUUUCUGGCCAUGUUGGCAACCAUUGACUUGGUUCUUUCUUCUACAACGCUGCCCAAAAUGCUUGCCAUAUUCUGGUUCAGGGAUCGGGAGAUCAGCUUCUUUGCCUGUCUGGUCCAGAUGUUCUUCCUUCACUCCUUCUCCAUCAUGGAGUCAGCAGUGCUGCUGGCCAUGGCCUUUGACCGCUAUGUGGCCAUCUGCAAGCCACUGCACUAUACCACAGUCCUGACUAGGUCCCUCAUCACCAAGAUUGGCAUGGCUGCUGUGGUCCGGGCUGUGACACUAACGACUCCACUCCCCUUCCUGCUGAGACACUUCCACUACUGCCGAGGCCCAGUGAUUGCCCAUUGCUACUGUGAACACAUGGCUGUGGUGAGGCUGGUGUGUGGGGACACCAGCUUCAACAAUAUCUAUGGCAUUGCUGUGGCCAUGUUUAUUGUGGUGUUGGACCUGCUCUUUGUUAUCCUGUCUUAUGUUUUCAUCCUUCAGGCAGUUCUCCAGCUUGCCUCUCAGGAGGCCCGCUACAAGGCAUUUGGGACAUGCGUGUCUCACAUAGGUGCCAUCCUGUCCACCUACACUCCGGUAGUCAUCUCUUCAGUUAUGCACCGUGUAGCCCGCCGUGCUGCCCCUCACGUCCACAUACUCCUUGCUAUUUUCUAUCUCCUUUUCCCACCCAUGAUCAAUCCUAUCAUCUAUGGAGUCAAGACCAAGCAGAUUCGUGAUUAUAUGCUCAGUCUAUUCCAGAGAAAGAACAUGUAGAUGGAUAGUUCUCUUUUCUUUAGCCCCUGGGUCAAGUAAUGAGAAUGCUGGAUUGGGGUUGAGAGGAAAAAUCUAAAUAGGAAAAUUGCUGAAUGUCUUUGACAAUUCUCUAGUAUGACAAGGAAAAUGAGGUUUCAUUCCUCACAGAUCUAUGAGUCAGGUCAAACCAGGAGUGCACCUAUAGUCUGGUCUGAUAGUAGAGGUUUGACCUUCCCAUUGUCAUAGACUCAUCAUAUGGCUAAGGAAGACAGCCCUCUCAAAGUAAUAUUGUAGUCUAGGUGGAAGACAGUAGGAAUAUUGGCUGAGAUUGGCCCAAACAGCUGAGUCACCCAAACAGGUGACUUCUUUAUCCAGGUAUGAGUGAGGAAAUGAACCACAAAUUUUGUGACCCCAAAACCAUUAUUCCUUUUAGUACUAAAAUUACCCCCAUGUCUUUUCUGACAAGUACCCUCCACCCUUUGCUCCUCUUUUUAUAGCCUACUAUUUCCCAAUUUUAUUUCUACAGUUAGACAGCUCCAUUUAUAAGUAGAUAUAUUUCUUCCAUUAAGUCAAUUCUUUUUACUUCCUUCCUGAUAGACAUGGCCAAUUCUUUUGGUGAACACUUAUCAAAAGAGUCCUCUGAUGUUCCUUUUUAUCAAUUUAUAUUAUCCUGUAUCUAGCUUUGCACAUGCAUGUCCUUUGCUUCCAAAAUACUUAGUAAUAUUUAUUAAAUGAAUAGAUAGAAGAGCCGAAUACCAUCUUUGAACUAUGGACCAUGAAAACAGAAAUAACACCAUUCCCUCUUGAAGCUGAGACUUCUGAAAAUAAGAAAAUAGAAUACAGUCACACACUGCAUAAUGAAGUUUUGGUCAGUGAUGGGUCACCUAUAUGAUGGUGAUUGAAUAAUAUUAUAGUAUCAUAUAUAUACUGUAUUUUUUUAAACUUUUAAGUUACAUGUACAGGUUUGUUAUCUAGGUAAACCCAUGUUGUGGGGGUUUUGUUGUACAGAUUAUUUCAUCACCCAAGUAUUAAGCCUAGUAUCCAUUAGCUAUUUUUCUGUUUAAAUACACAAAUACUUAUUGUGUUACAAUUGCCUACAAUAUUGGGUUUGUAGCCUAGGAACAACAGGCUAUACCAUAUAGCUUAGGUAUAUAGUAGGUGAUACCAUCUAGGUUUGUGUAAAUACACUCUAUGAUGUUCACAGGUUGAUAAAAUCACCUAAGGACACAUUUCUCAGAAUGUAUCCCCAUCAUUAAGCAAUGCAUGACUAGUUACACAUGAUUGUAGUUGUGGUAGACUGUAUUAUUGUUCACCGAUAUUUAGUCUCCUGUCCUAUCGGGGGUAGGAUAUUUCCUUCACUCCACCAAUUUUAAACUUUGCCAUGUGACUUGAUUUGGCCAAUGAAAUUCGAGUAGCCCUGAAAUGCAUUUCAAGAAUCAGAAAGUGUAUAAAAAAAUAACAGAUGCUGGUGAGGUUGUGGAGAAAAGGAAACACUUAUAUACUGCUUGUAGGAGUGUAAAUUAUUUCACCCAUUAUGGAAAGCAGUGGGCAAUUCCUCAAAGACCUAAAAACAGAAAUACCAUUUGACCGAGUGAUCCUUUACCAGGUAUGUACCCAAAGGAACCUAAGUUGUUCUACCAUAAAGAUAACAUGUAUGUGUAUGUUCACUGUAGCACUAUUCACAAUAGCAAAGACACAGAAUCAACCUAAAUGCAUAUCAGCAGUUGACUGGAUAAAGAAAAUGUGAUACAUAUGCAUCAUGGAAUACUAUGCAGCCAUCAAAAAGAAUAAGAUCAUGUCCUUUGCAGAAACAUGGAUGGAGCUAGAGGCAAUUAUUCUUUGCAAACUAAAAGGGGAAUAGAAAAAUAAAAUACCACAUGUUCUCACUUAUAAGUGGGAACUAAAUAAUGAGAACACGUGGACACAAAGAGGAACAACAGACACUGGGGCCUAUUUAAGGUAGGAGGGAGAGGAUCAGGAAAAAUAGCUAUCAGGUACUAUGGCUAGUAUCUGGGUGAUCAAAGAACUUGUACAACAAACUCCCGUGACACAAGUUUAUAUAACACACCUGCACAUGUACCUCUAACCUAAAAUAAAAUUUAAAAAGGACACUAUGAUAUUGGUGCAAAGAUUGAAUGGAAAGGAACAGAAAGACAAAAAGUUGCCUGGCCCAUAUAGACAUGUGUUAUUGCAGAUGUGUGUGAUACAUAUGCACCAUGGAAUAUAUGCAGCCAUCAAAAAGAAUAAGAUCGUGUCCUUUGUGGGAACAUGGAUGGAGCUAGAGGCCAUUAUGCUUUGCAAAUUAAAAGUUUGCAUUAACUUUCCUCCUUUCUUUCCCCUCAGCUGCAAAACCCAGCAAAGUUCCAGUUAGAGGUUGUGACAAAGCCAAAGUCCACCCACAAUGAAUAAGAAGUGUAAAUGAGAAAUAAACUUUGUGUUUGAGCUGCUAAUAAAACCUUAAACUGUAAAACAUGGUUAGAAGGCUUGGUUUAUCUUUCAUUCUUUCCCUCUGCCAGAAGAAUAAGCAUAUCACAGCCUAGACUCAUGAUGAAGAUCCAUGGAGCAGAUGUGAAUCUGACUCACUGCCUGUAGCAUAGUCAUAACUGACCCACAGUGUUCAUAUAAUAUGAACAAGGAUGAUUUUGUUGUUUUUGUAGUGAACCACUGAAAUUUGGGAGUUGUUUGUUUCACAGCCUUACUCAAGGAACACCAAUUGCUGGAGUUGUGAGUUCUAGCUUGCGUUUCAACUCAUGACAGCUCAAGACUGAAUAUUUAAAGAAAAAUAAAGAAAAUCCAGUCUUCUUACAACAUAUCAUAAAAUUAUUAAUUUCACUUAUCUCUGCUUUUGUCUUUCAAACUCUUAUGAUGAACACUUCUUCAGUCAGUUCUAUAAAAACAAGCUCCCAUACAUACCUUUACGUGAUCUACUUAUACUGUAGGGCCAACCCUACAGGGUUUAUGGGUUUUUCUCAUGUGUGGAGACAAGGGAUCAUAGAAAUAAAGACACAAGACAAAGAGAUAGAAGAAAAGACAGCUGGGCCCCGGGGGACCACUACCACCAAGACGCGGAGACCAGUAGUGGCCCCGAAUGCCUGACUGCAGUGUUACUUAUUGGAUACAAGUCAAAAGGGGCAGGGUAAGGAGUGUAAGUCAUCUCCAGUGAUUGAUAAGGUCACGUGAGUCACGUGUCCACCAGACAGGGGGCCCUUCCCUGUUUGGCAGCCAAGGCAGAGAGAGAGAGAGGACAGCUUACGCCAUUAUUUCUUCUAUGCAUUUCAAAGACUUUUAGCACUUUCACUAAUUCUGCUACUGCUAUCUAGAAAACAGAGCCAGGUGUACAGGGUGGAACAUGAAAGUGAAACAGGAGUGUGACCACUGAAGCACAGCAUCACAGGGAGAUGGUUUGGCCUCCCGAUGGCUGUAGGGGGACCUGACUGAUGUCAGGCCUUCCACAAGAGGUGUGGAACAGAGUCCUCUCCAACUCCCCCAGGGAAAGGGAGACUCCCUUUCCAGGUCUGCUAAGUAACGAUGCCUUCCCUAGGCACUGAUGCUACCGCUAGACCAAGGUCAGCUAAGUAGGGGUUGCCUUGCCAGGCACUGGCGUUACCACUAGACCAAGGAACCCUCUACUGGCCCUGUCCAGGCAUGAUAGAGGGCUCACACUUGUCUUCUGGUCACUUCUCCCCAUGCCCCUUCAGCUUAUAUCUCUGUAUGGCCUGGUUUUUCCUAGGUUAUAAUUGUAGAGCAAGGA